CGCCGCGUCGCUGAGGGGCCGCGGGCCCGCUCCCCGCACCCGCCCCGCGGCCGUUUCCCCGCGGCCGCCCCGCUCGCGCCCCCGCCGCCCCCGCGCCUGCCGGCGCUGCCGGCGCUGUCGUCGCUGCUGCCAGACAUGACCGCCAUCAUCAAGGAGAUCGUCAGCAGGAACAAAAGGCGCUACCAGGAGGACGGCUUCGACCUGGACCUCACCUAUAUUUAUCCAAACAUUAUUGCUAUGGGGUUUCCUGCAGAAAGACUUGAAGGCGUAUACAGAAACAAUAUUGAUGAUGUAGUAAGAUGUGCUGAAAGACAUUAUGAUACCGCCAAAUUUAACUGCAGAGUUGCACAGUACCCUUUUGAAGACCAUAAUCCACCACAGCUAGAACUCAUCAAGCCCUUUUGUGAAGAUCUUGACCAAUGGCUAAGUGAAGAUGACAAUCAUGUUGCAGCAAUUCACUGUAAAGCUGGAAAGGGACGGACUGGUGUAAUGAUUUGUGCAUAUUUGUUACAUCGGGGGAAAUUUUUAAAGGCACAAGAAGCUCUAGAUUUCUAUGGGGAAGUAAGGACCAGAGACAAAAAGGGAGUAACUAUUCCCAGUCAAAGGCGCUAUGUGUAUUAUUAUAGCUACCUGUUAAAGAAUCAUCUGGAUUAUAGACCAGUGGCACUAUUGUUUCACAAGAUGAUGUUUGAAACUAUUCCAAUGUUCAGUGGCGGAACUUGCAAUCCUCAGUUUGUAGUCUGCCAGCUAAAAGUGAAGAUAUAUUCCUCCACUUCAGGACCCACUCGACGGGAAGACAAGUUCAUGUACUUUGAAUUCCCUCAGCCGCUACCUGUGUGUGGUGACAUCAAAGUAGAGUUCUUCCACAAGCAGAACAAGAUGUUAAAAAAGGAUAAAAUGUUUCACUUUUGGGUAAACACAUUCUUCAUACCAGGACCAGAAGAAACCUCAGAAAAAGUAGAAAAUGGAAGUCUGUGUGAUCAAGAAAUUGAUAGUAUUUGCAGUAUAGAGCGCGCAGAUAAUGACAAGGAGUACUUAGUACUCACUCUAACAAAAAGUGAUCUUGACAAAGCAAAUAAAGAUAAGGCCAAUCGAUACUUUUCUCCAAAUUUUAAGGUGAAGCUGUACUUUACAAAGACGGUGGAGGAACCAUCAAACCCAGAGGCUAGCAGUUCGACUUCUGUGACACCUGAUGUUAGUGACAAUGAACCUGAUCACUAUAGAUACUCUGACACCACUGACUCUGACCCAGAGAACGAACCUUUUGAUGAAGAUCAGCAUACACAAAUUACUAAAGUCUGAUUUUUUUUUUUUAUCAAGAGAGAUAAAGCGCAAUGAAAACAAACUUGAACAGACUGAAAAUGGACCUUUUUUUUUUUUUAAAUGGCAAUAGGACAUUGUGUCAGUUAUAGGAACAAUUCUCUUUCCCUGACCAAUUUCGUUUGCCCUAUACAUCCACAGGGUUUUGACACUUGUCGUCCAGUUGAAAAAAGGUUGUGUAGCUGUGUCAUGUAUAUACCUUUUUGUGUCAAAAGGACAUUUAAAACUCAAUUAGGAUAAAUAAAAAUGGCACUUUCCCAUUUUAUUCCAGUUUUAUAAAAGUGGAGACAGACAUGUGUACCUUAGGAAUUUCCCACUUGUGUUCUGUCACCAACUGAAGUGGCUAAAGAGCUCUUUGAUACACAGGUUCAUAUCCUACCCCUUUGCACUUGUGGCAACAGCUAAGUUUGCAGUUGGCUAAGAGGCGUUUCAGAGGGAUUUUGCUACACUCAGAUGCAUGUGUUCAGGCUAGGGGUGGAGGGAAUGCUCAGGAAGGAAGAGAGGAUGCUGGAUUCUGGACCACGUACCAUCUCCAGCUACUUUCACGCACCUUUCUUUAGCAUGCUACAGUUACUGAUCUGGACAUUGGAGGAAUUGGCCGCUGUCACUGCUUGUUGUUUGUGCAUUCUAUUUUUUUAAGCAUAUUGGUGCUAGAAAAGGCAGCUAGAGGGAGCGAGUCUGUAUUGGGGUGCAGGAACGGACCUUCCACGCCAUCUUAACACACAGAUGAAGGGGAAUGAAAAUACUGUUGUCACAGGUUAACACACACACACACACACACACACACACAAUGACUCAACCAUAUAAUGUGGAGGCUGUCAUCAAAGAAUGGGCUUGAAACAUCACCCUGACAGUGAUUUCCUAAUGACGCUUUCAGUGUAAUCGCUGCUCCAUCUCCUGUGUAAUUGAGGCCAGUGCUACACGUCAGAUGCAGUGAGUCCUUUACACCAGUCACCAACUUGUUGGUACUCUUCUAUCACAUGCCUGCUGUGGGUGCUUCAUGUGCUGCCUGCGAGCUUCUUCUCAGUAAAUAGCAAAUAUUUUGUAAUGCUGCACAGGACAUUUCAAUUUGAGAUUCUACAGUGAGCAUUCUUUUUCCUUUAAAGAUUGAUGAUGUACUCAUUCAAUCCAAGAGCUGUCAUCCGUUCCAACCUUUUGACCUUACAUAUUCUUAUUACAAUGAGUUUUGCAGUUUUGCACAUUUUUUUUAAAUGUCAUUAACUGUUAGGGAAUUUUACUUGAAUACUUAAUACAUUUAAUGUUUAUAUUUAAAAGGAUAUUUCUGUUAAAAAGGAAAUUAGAGUCACAGUAAAUCUUCAACACUGUACACAUAAGGCAUUUGCUUUAUUAGUAGAAAUUGUCCCACAUAAUGCUUCAUUGGUUUGCUAUUGAAAAAUAAGAUUAAAAAAUGUGCAGUGUUGAAUCAUUUCUUCUAGCGCUCUAGAUAGGACUAGGAUUUCAGUUUCACUUCUUAGGUAUCAUAGAUUUGAUGACGCCCAGACUGCAUACGAUUUUUAGCAGAGCACAAACUAUUGUAAAACUAAUGUGAAGAUACUAUUAAAAAAGAUUUUUUUCCCAGAAAUUUGGUGUCUUUCAAAUUAUAUCUUGACUUGAAACAUUUGAGUAUCCAGCCAAUCUGUUUCUUAAAGGUGUAAACUCUUGUUUUCAAUAACUUCCUGGUGCUGAAAUUGUUCACUAGCUGUGGUCUGACCUAGUUACUAGAGACAUGCAGAUUGCAGAGGGCUUUCUAGAGCAGCCUUUGGAGAGUGUGGUGGUGAAUAGAUGAGGCAGAGCUUCAGCUAAAAUACUCUCAGUAGGUCAUGUUGACAUGUUUCCACAGAUUUUUAAUGCAGCUCGUAGACCAUGUGUUGAAGUAGAAAGCUGACUGACCGUCAUCAUCAGUUCAGCUGGUAAGGUCAGAAACCAGCGGCUCCCAGGGUCUCAGCAUUGAAGUUUCUGUGCCACCUCGUCUUUUCCUAAAGCUGAAACCUGUUGACUAAAGUGAAAAUCAACUUUUCAUGCUUUGAAGAUAGUUACUGAUACUUUUAUUUGUUACAGUUUUGGGCACAGUAUAUUUAAACAGAAAAUCUUGUAUUGUUCCAGCAUGUAACGUGGAGGGCCAGGUCCUAAGUGGUGACAUUAUCACGGGCUUUUGCACUGUUAAUAUUUUUCCUUUGGAAUGUGAAGGUCUGAAUGAGGGUUUUGAUUUUGAAUGUUUCAAUGUUUUUGAGAAGCCUUGCUUACAUUUUAUGGCAUAGUCAUUGGAAAUGGAAAAAUGGCAUUAUAUAUAUAUAUUAUAUAUAUAAAUAUAUAUUAUACAUAUUACUACUCUCCUUUAUUUCAGUUACCAUCCCCAUAGAAUUGACAAGAAUCGCUACGACCGAAAGGUUUUUGAGCCCUAAUUAAAACUUUAUUUCUGACAGUAUUCAUGACUAGCCUAGCCUGACACGCAUUCUGUAGGUGAUCUCCGACUUUCUGGGAAGAUUUCUCAGCUUUUCUGGAUGUACAGCCACUUACACGUCUGAAGUUACUUGAAGGCGUCACUCUUAAGAAAGCCCGCCAUCGGGCGGAGUCCUCUCGGCUCCUGGUGGCCCUCUCUGGGCCCUAAUUGUCAAAAGGCAGUUGCAUAAACAGUGUCCCCAGUCUGCUGUGGCACAGGCUAGAAACUUCAGUGGAGGUGACCGGCAGCAUCAGAUGUCUCAGCUUUAAAAAAUGCAAGUAGGGUACCAGUCCCGUGUCUAGUUCUAGAAAAUGUGUGCAAUAUGUUCAGAGCGAUGGCCGUGGUUGCCACAAAGUGCCUCGUCUACCUUUCAAUGCUGUAAGGCGUCCGUCCUGCUUGCAGACGGAGGGCUGGGACUGCUCUAACGCUGGGCUUUCAGUGCAGUGUCCGGCAGUGUUGCCUUCUGCCCUGCCAGUUCAAAAGUUCCAUCUGUCUCCAUAUAGAAUAUAUAUAUAUAUUAAAUUUUUUUCAGUCUGUUAAACAGCCUUACUCUGAUUCAGCCUCUCCAGAUACUAUUGUGCUGUGCAGCAGUGGCUCUGUGUGUAAAUGCACUGAGGAUACACAAAAGAAAAAAAAAAACAGUGUACAGGACUAUGCCUCAUACCAACCUGAUGUCCAUUUGUUACUGUGUUUGUUAACAACCCUUUAUCUCUUAGUGUUAUAAACUCCACUUAAAACGGAUUAAAGUCUCAUUCUUGUCA
Erinaceus europaeus (western European hedgehog) is the source of this 4521-nucleotide messenger RNA. RefSeq names its product phosphatase and tensin homolog (gene PTEN). The record is from RefSeq and is a predicted model, not a curated record. Gene Ontology annotation, molecular function: phosphatidylinositol-3,4-bisphosphate 3-phosphatase activity; protein tyrosine phosphatase activity; inositol-1,3,4,5-tetrakisphosphate 3-phosphatase activity. Bases 136 to 1302 code for a protein of 388 amino acids. Gene Ontology annotation, cellular component: cell projection; nucleus; cytosol. Gene Ontology annotation, biological process: regulation of phosphatidylinositol 3-kinase/protein kinase B signal transduction; phosphatidylinositol dephosphorylation; cell motility. Lineage: Eukaryota; Metazoa; Chordata; Mammalia; Eulipotyphla; Erinaceidae. The transcript is spliced from 8 exons.